AAGCCUCCUCACCUCCCUUGCAACUUCUUCCUCGUCUUCCUUUUUCCUUCCUCUUGUUAGCUAGAUUCUCAGAUUCACUCUUAUUGUGCUUCAUAUAUAGGAUCAAUUCUGAUGCCUCACCUCUACGUCUAGGAUUUUCUUUAAUUUUGAGCUUUUCCUCCUCUUUUUUUUUUUUGUUAAGAGCUCAGCUGUGAGGUCAGUGUUGUAUGAUGGAUCCAACAAGGUACUGGAUGCUGAAUAGUCUAAGUGAUCAGAAGGAGCCUCUCUUUACCACCGCAAUCGCCGUCGGCAGAGGAAGUAGCAGCUCAGCAUCCUACUACGAGUCAUGGGAGGAACGUGCCUUUGCCGAGGACUCGGCUGGGCCUCUCGGAGGUUGCAUCUGGCCGCCGAGGUCCUACACUUGCAGCUUUUGCGGCCGUGAGUUCCGGUCAGCCCAGGCACUCGGUGGGCACAUGAACGUGCACAGGAGGGACAGGGCAAGGCUCAAGCUCGCUGGGGUGGCUGAAGAUGGUGGAACCGAUAACCAAAUCGUGUCAGACCAUCAAAGCUAUUUGAUCCAGCCAUGCCCUCCUCAAAUUGCCGCUUUGCAGCAGGCCUAUGGUGUAAAACCUAGCGCUCCUAGCACUGAGACUAACCCUAAUCUCAUAUGCAGUGUUCUUCCGCGUCCUUCUAGAUCUUAUGUUCCAGUUGCAGCCAAAAGAACUGUUUGGGGAAAACAAGUCUUGAGUAGUCCACUUACCUCCCUUCAAGCUUACAGCAAUGGUUAUGGUAAGAAACAGGUGAUUCUAGAUGCUCCUCGAUUAUCCCAAGAUCAUCCUAAACCAGCAGAAAGGAUGUGUUCUAACACGGAAUUGCAUGGCGAGAGAUGUGAACUAAAGCUUAGUGUUCUUGGUUGCCGUACAAGAAAGGAUUUCGAUGCUAGUGAUGAUGAUGAGAUUUUUCAAGUUACUUGCAAGAGAAGAAAAAUUGAUUUGGUGGCAUCUCCUUUGGUUCUGUGUUCAUCGCCCGGAAAAUUUCAAGAAGAUGACAACUAUGAUGGUGAUGACAAGCCAAGUUGUGCAAAGGUACUAAAACUUUGUCCUAGCUCCCCGGAUGAAGAAUUAGAUCUUGAGCUUAGGCUCGGAGAAGUGCCAAAAACAAAGUAGAGAUUCUGUUCAUUUCAACACUUCUAUCUGAAUAAUCAUGAAAAUGAUUUGUAUUUAUUCACCUUUCCUUCAUAUAAGUGUUCGUUUGAGCGAUUAAU
Setaria italica (foxtail millet) is the source of this 1243-nucleotide messenger RNA. RefSeq lists its product as uncharacterized. The transcript has a single exon. Bases 207 to 1145 code for a protein of 312 amino acids. The record is from RefSeq and is a predicted model, not a curated record. Lineage: Eukaryota; Viridiplantae; Streptophyta; Magnoliopsida; Poales; Poaceae.